Messenger RNA from Moesziomyces antarcticus, 3657 nucleotides. RefSeq lists its product as uncharacterized. The record is from RefSeq and is a predicted model, not a curated record. NCBI's taxonomy places the organism in Eukaryota, Fungi, Basidiomycota, Ustilaginomycetes, Ustilaginales, Ustilaginaceae. The coding region runs from base 1 to 3657 and encodes 1218 amino acids. The transcript has a single exon.
AUGGACGCAAGCGGCGCUGAUCCGGCGGCGGUGACGGCUACCGAGCCAACGCCGGCUACCGCCAGCAGCCAGCAGCCACCCGUACCCGGGAACGUCGAAUCAAAGUCACCAGAACAAAGGAUCAACGAGUCCGCCAGCGAACCUCGCGAAUCGGCACCCCCACCGCCGGACGUCGCAAGCACCAACGCACCCGCACAAGCCGCAGCACCAUCCACCUCGAAGCCUACUCCACCACCUUCGGCUGUCCACCCAAAGCCAAAGGUCUUUCUCAAAAGCUCAGCGCCCGAUCUGCCCUUGCACAUACACAUCCCACGCGAGCUUACGUCCGAAGUAUUCAGGGAGCUCUCGAUCACCAUUCGAUCGCACGGCGGCGUCAUCGAGUCUCGCCUUGGCAAAGCAGACCUCAUCGUCGUAGAUCCCGACAUGCCCACCGCCGCAAAACGGUACCUGAGGGAAGCCAGGCAAAUUGGCCAACCCAUCCCCGUCGUGGUCAUCAACUACCUUCAUGACUCGGUCGCCUUCGGUCUCCGUGCUGAUCCAGAGGAUCCAAAGUACAAGUUCGACGGCAUCCCGCCAGCGGCAGCCCCCUCGACCAGGGCACAAACUGCACCGGCCCAGCGCUCUCACAACGGUCGCAAUCCUUACACAGAAGACGAUCGCAAGGCCAUCAUCUCGUACUUUGUAGAGAGGCACGAGUCAACCUGGAGCCUCAAUUCCGCCGCCAAGGAGCUUGCCGAUCUCCUUCCCACCCACUCAUGGUCCAGCUUCCAGUCUUACCUGCAAGCAAACUUUGAAAAGGGCUGGAACCUCAAAAAGAGCAUCCUCGCCACGCGCCAGCAACUCUUAGACGCCGAGCCUUCCGAGCUGCAAGCACGCAUCCUCCGAUCCAGGUACACCGCCUCCCCUUCCCUCGCAGAACAGUCGGAGCCCUCAGAAGGCUGGCCAGCAACGUCCCCUCAACCCGCACAGCGAUCCCCGAGUCCGCGCACAUCUGGCGCUGCAGCUCAAGCCAGCAGCAGCAAUGCUCCCGCAGAGAGCGACACUGACGAUCUCGAGGUGCGACGGCCCCAACCAGGGUCCGCAGUACAAGAGGUAGAGAAGAGUCCCACCAAGCAGGGCCACAACCCAGAUGCGUCAACGUCACAACACCUCGAUCUGGAAGUGCAGCCCCGAUCCACCGAAUCUCCGCCUUCGUCUCUCGAGCUUCCGUCGGGUCAGCGCGCUCUACUCACCCAACACGCACCCGCUCGGGCCUCGUCCAUCGACGAGGAAUCGGAUCCCGAAACGUUUCAAGAGGCCAUCCUCAAGCAGCUGCGCGAAAAGGAGGCCGGAGGCGCCAAAUCAUCGCAAAAGGCAAAGAAGAAGCCUGCACGCCGGCGACGCAGGUCUAGCGCCUCCGAAUCUUCUGCCCCCGCAUCUGAAGUCGACGAGCUCGAGCUAUCCCAGGAGCAAGGCACCAACGGCGGGACACCGAAUGGAGCUUCUCGGACCACUGAGCGAUCCGAGCAACCAGACGAUGAAGACUCGGAGUGGGAAGGCACCCGUCUGGCAGAGAGGAGCAUCCGCAAGAAGAUCCACAAUCCGGACAAGAAGUCGCACGUCAAAUUCACAGAGGAGGAGAAAGACGAGCUCCUUCGGCGGCUAGCCGAGUACGUCCAGCAGCAGGGGCAUGUACCCGACGCAUCGACGCAGCAAGCGCUUCUCGCCAAGCCUUCAGAUGCCUUCUGGGACGAAUUCGCUGAACGCAACUCGACACACUCGGCCUUGUCGUGGCGCAGCCACUACCUCAAGAACCGUGCCACGUACAAACAGAUGAUCGAUCUCAUCAUCGCCGAGGGCGACAACGAGCUCAGCGAGUCCAGCUCAUACGCCGAUGCCGACGACAAUGGAAGCCAGUCGUCCAUCGCAGAGCGCAAGGCCGACGACGGGGAGGGCGCCGUUCCGAGCGAUGCAGCCGCUCCACAGGAACGCUCGCCUCGAGCUCUGGACGGAGCUAGAUCUUCGGAUGCAAGAGCCCAAGCAUCGGCGCGCGACAGGAGCAUGCCAGAUGACGGUAUCGUGGUGGAAAUUCCCUUGCUCGCCACCUCGGAACCACCUGGUUCAGCGCAGGACAAUGCGCCGUCUCCAUCUCCAGCGCAGGCAGACCGGCAUUCUUCACCUGCAGCGAUCGCGAUGCAGGAGGUGCAGUGGCCCGGAGAGAUGACCCCGCCCCUCAUGGAAGAAGAGGACGAAGACAUGCUUCAGGUCGAGGUUGCAGUCAACCCGCAUGAACGACAACCAACGCCUCAUCCUGAGGUAUUGGCCGAGGUCCAUGCUCCCGAGCAACUUCAAGAGGAUGCGGAUGAUGCUGACGAUUCGGACGACGACUACGAGCUGGAAGAAGCGAGCGAGUCCUCAGACGACGGCGAGUCAGAAGAGGCGAGCGAAUCAGACGAGGGUAACGCUUUGGAAGAAGUCGAAAAGUCGGGCGAAGCAGAGGAGUCGGGCGAGGUUGAAAAGUCGGGCGAAGCAGAGGAGUCGGAAGAAGUCGAAAAGCCGGCCGAAGCAGAGGAGUCGGACGAAGUUGUCCAAGGAGAUACAGCAGAUGCGGUGGCUGACACCUCAGCAUCGAAGGCCUCCUCGGCAGCGGAACAACAGAGAGCGUCGGAAUCACCAGCGACCAAGCGACCUGUCGACAUUGGGACACCUGUCUUGGCUCAGCAUCGCAACACCACCUUUGUCGACUUUUCGAUCGACAGCGAUGAGGAGCAGCGCAUCCGGAAAGCUAGGUCUCGACCAUCUUUGCCAAAUCUUGCCGCGAGACCAGAAGGGCCAGUGUCCGGGUCACCCAGGGGCAAUCGCAUCCUCGAUUUCCGUGCCCUGCUGCCGCGGGUUCAACAGGCAAGUGCGGCUCGAUCGCCGCAGCGCGCGUCGAGUCGCAUGGAAGAGGAGCGGGUCCUCCGGGUAUCCGACUGGACUCGGAGUGUCUCUGCUUCGCCUUCAUCCAGAAGUCCUGAGAUUCCGCAGGGAGUCCAGGCGCCUGUGGCCGGCGAGACGUCUAGGUCGAGAGCCAGCCGCAUCAACCGCGAAAAACUAAUUGGUGCAGAGCGCAUCCUGCCGAUCUCACCAAAACUGCGGCAGGCGCCGCGUGGAUUGGAACGGGAGAGCGUAAGUGUCCAUCGAAGCAGCGUGCCUUCUUCGACCCGGAUUGCAUCGGCAGCUGCGCCCGCAGAGCGUCGCACCGCUUCAAAGACCGACGAAGUGGCUGCACGCUUGCAGUACCGCGCCGAUGUGGAGCGAUUCCGUCAAGACUUCGGUUUGAACAAGGAAGAGCUGCGCGAGCUGUUGAUGCGCUUCCGAGCCAGCGUCAAAGAUGCACGCAGGUUCAUUGACCGCUGGCUCGCGACGGUGACCGAAUCUUAUGACGUGGAGGCCGCUGUGGCAUUCGAGUACGUCAAGACGUCGCGCGGCGACUUUGAGCAGGCGGAAACCUUCCUCAAAUUGGCUUCUCUUACUAGGUCCGGCAGUCAUUCUGGCCGAGCCGACACGAGCCUAUCGCGCAGCAAGGUCUCUUCGACGAGUCCGAGUAAACGCCUUGGACGAAGCGACGAACGAGACGCCAGGCUCUUUGGCGCGUCGGAGGCUCGCAUCCCCCCUUCCAAGAGAUCGAGAAGGUGA